CGCACCCGAUCGGUCCGCCAGUCCCGCCACCACUCCAGGCUGUGGUGCCCGGCCCUUCCCUAUGCUAGCACCGAGGACCACAGAGACCACGGUCCCCAUGUCCCAGACGGAGGCUGACCUGGCCCUGCGGCCUCUACAGCUCCUCGCCCCCUCGGGGCCGCCCCGCCUGGGACCCCCGCCUCGCCGCGCGCGCCGCUUCUCCGGGAAGGCAGAACCCCGGCCGCGCUCGUCCCGUCCUAGCCGCCGCAGCUCCGUCGACUUGGGUCUGCUGAGCUCUUGGUCCCAGCCAACCUCGCCCGUUCCGGAACCCCCCGAUCCUCCGGACUCUGCUUGUCCGGGCCCCACGAAAAGCCCACCGCCCAGUUCCAAAGAGCCCCCUGAGGGCACGUGGACUGGAGGGAAUUCUGUGGAGGCGACAGAUCCCGUGCGCCCUGAACUCAAGGGAUCUACAGGAGCCCCGGGGCUGGGGGAGCCCCCGAGGGUCCCAGACGCCGCGGCCCAGGAGCGGCGGCGCGAGCAGCAAGAAAAGGAGGACACAGAGACGCAGGCUGUGGCAACGUCCCCAGACGGCCGAUACCUCAAAUUUGACAUCGAGAUUGGACGUGGUUCCUUCAAGACCGUGUAUCGAGGGCUAGACACCGACACCACGGUAGAGGUGGCCUGGUGUGAGCUGCAGACUCGGAAACUAUCUCGAGCAGAGCGGCAGCGCUUCUCGGAGGAGGUGGAGAUGCUCAAGGGGCUGCAGCACCCCAACAUUGUCCGCUUCUACGACUCCUGGAAGUCGGUGCUGAGGGGCCAGGUUUGCAUCGUGCUGGUCACGGAACUCAUGACUUCGGGCACGCUCAAGACGUACUUGAGGCGGUUUCGAGAGAUGAAGCCCCGGGUCCUUCAGCGCUGGAGUCGCCAGAUCUUACGGGGCCUUCAUUUCCUACACUCCCGGGUUCCUCCCAUCCUGCACAGGGACCUCAAGUGCGACAAUGUCUUCAUCACCGGCCCCACAGGCUCUGUCAAAAUCGGGGAUCUGGGCCUGGCCACUCUUAAGCGUGCUUCCUUUGCCAAGAGCGUGAUUGGGACCCCGGAAUUCAUGGCCCCCGAGAUGUACGAAGAAAAGUACGACGAGGCUGUGGACGUGUAUGCAUUUGGCAUGUGCAUGCUGGAGAUGGCUACCUCGGAGUAUCCCUAUUCCGAGUGCCAGAAUGCUGCACAAAUCUACCGCAAGGUCACUUCGGGCACCAAGCCCAACAGUUUCUAUAAAGUGAAGAUGCCAGAGGUGAAGGAGAUCAUUGAAGGCUGCAUUCGCACGGAUAAGAAUGAGAGGUUCACCAUCCAGGAUCUCUUGGCCCAUGCUUUCUUCCGGGAGGAGCGCGGCGUGCACGUGGAGCUAGCGGAGGAGGAUGAUGGCGAGAAGCCAGGCCUCAAGCUCUGGCUGCGGAUGGAGGAUGCGCGGCGUGGGGGGCGCCCGAGGGACAACCAGGCCAUCGAGUUCCUGUUCCAGCUAGGUCAGGACGCGGCAGAGGAGGUGGCACAGGAGAUGGUAGCCCUGGGCUUGGUGUGUGAAGCUGAUUACCAGCCAGUGGCUCGUGCAGUUCGUGAACGGGUUGCUGCCAUCCAGCGAAAGCGUGAGAAGCUUCGAAAAGCUAGAGAGUUGGAGGCCCUCCCACCAGAGCCAGGACCUCCACCAGCAACUGUCUCCAUGGCUCCUGGUCCUUCCACUGCCUUCCCCACUGAGUCUGAGGAGCCAGAGGCAGACCAGCACCAGUCCUUCCUCUUCCGUCAUGCCAGCUAUUCAUCUACCACCUCUGAUUGUGAGACUGAUGGCUACCUCAGCUCUUCUGGCUUCCUGGAUGCCUCAGACCCUGCCCUUCAGCCCCCUGUGGUGGUGCCACCCAGCCCAGCGGAGUCCCAUCUGUGCCUGCCCUCGGGUUUUGCUUUGUCCAUUCCACGAUCUGGCCCUGGCAGUGACUUUUCUACUGGGGACAGUUAUGCCUCAGAUGCAGCAUCGGGCCUCAGUGACAUGGGAGAAGGUAUGGGACGGAUGAGGAGACCUCCAGGGAAGAAUCUCCGGCGCAGACCUCGAUCCCGGCUUCGGGUCACUAGUGUCUCAGACCAGAAUGACAGAGUGGUUGAAUGCCAGCUUCAGACCCACAACAGCAAGAUGGUGACCUUCCGGUUUGAUCUGGAUGGGGACAGCCCGGAAGAGAUUGCAGCUGCCAUGGUAUAUAAUGAGUUCAUUUUGCCUUCUGAGCGAGAUGGAUUCCUGAGCCGGAUCCGGGAGAUUAUCCAGCGAGUGGAAACCCUGUUGAAGAGAGACACUGGUGCCACCGAGGUUGCUGAAGAUGCACUAACCCCCCAGGAGUCAGCAUCACUGCCUGCCCUCCCAGGCUCCCUCCCUGACCCAUCCAGUGCAGAGCUCCAGAGCAGUACCUCCCUGGAACAGAGCUGGGCAGCCUUCUCCACCUCCCUGUCUUCUCCUGGAACUCCUGUGUCUCCUGGAAACCCAUUUUCCCCUGGAGCCCCCAUCUUCCCAGUCCCUAUGUUUCCUAUCACUUCUCCGCCUUGUCAUUCUAGCCCCUCCCUAUUUCCCCAGAUCCCCUCUAGUCCCUUGCCACACCUCCCCAGCUCUCCACCUCCAUUCUCUCCGAAUGCAUCUGAGUUUCCAUAUCCAUCCUCUCCAUAUCCCCUGAAUUCUCCCUCCACCAGUUCUCCACCUCCAUUCUCUCCGUGUAGUUCUCAGGUCACUCUUAGUCCUUCUUUUCCUCUCUGUCCCUCUCCUCCACCACUCCCCUCUACCACAGCAGCCCCUCUCCUCUCCCUGGCUAGUGCCUUCUCUCUGGCUGUGAUGACUGUGGCCCAGUCUCUGCUGGCCCCCUCCCCUGGACUUCUCUCCCAGGCUCCCCCAUCUGUUCCUGGUCCUCUGCCUAGCCUGCCCCUUCCCUCUCCCCCUCCUUUUGCUCCUUGUGGUCAGGAGAGCCUUUUACCCCAAACAGCUGAGAUGGAGAAUGAGGCUUCCCCAAAUCCUGUUCAGCCACUCACGAGUGAAGGAAGACUAGCGCCCAUCUCUGAAGAGGGAAAGCCCCAACUUGUUGGGCGUUUCCAAGUGACUUCAUCCAAGGAACCAGCUGAGUCUCUUCUCCUUCAACCACCAUCCCCAACUUUUUCCAGUUCUAUAAAACUUCCAACCCCUCACCUGACCUCAGAGACCUCAGAAAGCUCAGACACAGAAGAUAGCACUGGAGGCAGGCCAGAGACCAGGGAGGCUCUGGCUGAGAGUGACCGUGCAGCUGAGGGCCUGGGAGAUGGAGUGGAUGAGAAUGGUGACUAUGGGAAGGAACCUGGAGCUGGGUGCUGCUCCCCACGCCUGAGCCAUCCCAGCCCAGUGUGGAUGAACUACUCCUAUAGCAGCCUGUGUCUGAGCAGUGAGGAGUCAGAGAGCAGUGGAGAGGAUGAAGAAUUCUGGGCUAAGCUGCAGAAUCUUCGGCAAAAGCACUUGUCAGAAGUGGAAGCACUACAGACACUACAGAAAAAGGAAAUUGAGGACCUGUAUACCCGGCUUGGGAAGCAGCCCCCACCUGGUAUCGUGGCUCCAGCUGCCAUGCUCUCCAGCCGUCAGCGCCGCCUCUCCAAGGGCAGCUUCCCCACCUCCCGCCGCAACAGUCUGCAGCGCUCUGAGCCCCCUGGCCCUGGCAUCAUGCGAAGGAAUUCUCUGAGUGGCAGCAGCACCGGCUCCCAGGAGCAGCGGGCAAGCAAGGGGGUGACAUUCGCCGGGGAUAUUGGCAGGAUGUGAAAUCAGAACAGAAGCUCUAUGUCUCCUCCAUACCAGGGCCCACCACGGCGCUUGUGCUCUCAGUCUGAUGCUUUUCUGACCAACUCAAUUCAGCAAGGAAGACCCCAGAACUGAGGGGGGAGAAGGUCAAAGGGUAUGAAGAGUGUGGCUGUAUUACACCGAAGACUCAAACAUGUAAAAACGAUUUCCUGUGUUGGAAGUGCCUGUUCUGCAGCCUACUGAAUUCACCUGCAAUCCCUUCCCCAGCCAAGGGUCAACCACUAAGCAAUCCCACCCAAGCCUAGAUGCUUCUUAAGGGCCCAUUCCCAGCUGGGAGAGUAGGAGGUGUACUCAAUAUCAGAAUUAGCAACAGACAAUAAAAAAAAAAUUACUGGAAAUAAG
This is a messenger RNA of Dipodomys spectabilis (banner-tailed kangaroo rat), 4165 nucleotides long. It is a transcript of the gene Wnk4, whose product is annotated as WNK lysine deficient protein kinase 4. Bases 62 to 3784 code for a protein of 1240 amino acids. The record is from RefSeq and is a predicted model, not a curated record. Gene Ontology annotation, biological process: renal sodium ion absorption; intracellular signal transduction; negative regulation of sodium ion transport. Gene Ontology annotation, molecular function: ATP binding; chloride channel inhibitor activity; protein serine/threonine kinase activity. The transcript has 19 exons. Lineage: Eukaryota; Metazoa; Chordata; Mammalia; Rodentia; Heteromyidae. Gene Ontology annotation, cellular component: cytosol; cytoplasm.